AAAACCAUUUUGGUUUGAUUUUAAUGUGAACCCAGUGGCUGGAAUUAAAUUGGAAGACAAGUUGUUUAACGUACAAAAGGAACUGUCACGAGGGGACACAAUUGAAUGUUCCCGACUCAAGACUUUUCAAAGGUUAUUAGGAGCUAGAAGGACCGGUUAAUGUUAGACUUGACGAACUUGAAUGAUGCCAAGCUGGCGUUUGUGGAAGAUAUUUUUUUGCAUGACAUAGUUUUCCAUGGUGCAAUUCACUUCGGGAAAUUCAAGUUGUGGGAAAUGGGAAAAGGGUGCAUUUUCUUGCCUUUAUAAUGCAGCAGAGUUAAAGCCUCUCUCCAAUUACUUGCUCUUUUUGUUUUGUAUCCUCUCUCUGUAUAUCUCUCCCAUGGCUAAAUCCCAUUUAGCUGCAAACUUUGGUUUUAUGGCUUCAGCAAUGCUGCUCUUUGGCCUGCUUAUGGCCUCCCUACAUACCUCGAGUGCCCAAAUAGGUGUUUGUUAUGGAAUGCUUGGCACCAACUUACCACCAAGGCCAGAAGUUAUAGCUCUCUUCAACCAGAGAAACAUCAGAAGAAUGCGACUCUAUGAUCCAGACCAACCUGCUCUCCAAGCUCUCAGAGGCUCCAAUAUUGAGGUAAUGCUAGGCAUUCAUAAUAGAGAACUUGAGGGUCUCGCUGCCAGUCCAGCCACUGCAAACGACUGGGUCCAGAACAAUAUUAGAAACUACGGUGACGUUAAGUUCCGCUACAUUGCUGUUGGAAAUGAAGUUCAACCUUCAGAAUCUGCUGCAAGCUUUCUAGUCCCUGCCAUGCAGAACAUUCGCAAUGCAAUUAUUGCAGCAGGACUUGGUGACCAAAUCAAGGUUUCCACAGCCAUCGACACAAGGACCCUUGGAGAAUCUUCCCCUCCAUCAAGAGGGUCUUUUAGGCCUGAAUCCCGGGGUCUUCUCGAUCCUAUAAUUCGCUUCCUGGUUGACAACCAAGCCCCAUUACUUGUUAACUUGUACCCGUAUUUUAGCUACGAUGACAACGGGGAAAUCGAUCUGCCAUUUGCUCUCUUCACCGCUCCAAAUCCUGUGGUCUCAGAUCCUCCCUUGCAGUACAGUAACCUUUUUGAUGCCAUCUUGGAUGCUGUUUACGCUGCCCUGGAGAAGGCCGGUGGGGGUUCUUUGGAGAUCGUUGUAUCGGAGAGUGGAUGGCCCACAGCUGGAAAUAGGAAAAGGGCAGCAACAACCAUUGAGAAUGCAAGAACUUAUAACCAAAACUUGAUCCAGCAUGUGAAAGGAGGGACUCCAAAGAAGCCUGGAAGGCCUAUAGAAACUUAUAUUUUUGCCAUGUUUGAUGAGAAUAACAAACAGGGUGAGGAAAUUGAAAAACACUGGGGACUCUUUCUCCCAGAUAAGCAGCCUAAAUACCCAAUCGAUUUUAACUAAUUCAAGAGCUGCCGAAAAUCAAUAAGAGCAUGUUCGUACUAGAAAAUAUUUAAUGUAAUAAAACUCACAUAACUUACAUGUGAUGCAAAAUUGCAUACGUUGAAAAGACUCUUAUUUACGAUGCGAUAAAUUAUGAUUUUUUUAGAACAGAUAUAUUGAAAUAAAAAAUUAAAGAAAUAAAGAGAUAUUUGAAGGAAA
Durio zibethinus is the source of this 1621-nucleotide messenger RNA. Its product is annotated as glucan endo-1,3-beta-glucosidase, basic isoform-like. Lineage: Eukaryota; Viridiplantae; Streptophyta; Magnoliopsida; Malvales; Malvaceae. Gene Ontology annotation, biological process: carbohydrate metabolic process. The record is from RefSeq and is a predicted model, not a curated record. Gene Ontology annotation, molecular function: hydrolase activity, hydrolyzing O-glycosyl compounds.